Messenger RNA from Pelagomonas calceolata, 1713 nucleotides. NCBI's taxonomy places the organism in Eukaryota, Pelagophyceae, Pelagomonadales, Pelagomonadaceae. The record is from the annotation of a GenBank genome assembly.
CACGCUCGGCGCAGCUGAGGCUAGGCUAGGCGCGCCCAAACGACGCGAAUGCGUGCCGCACAGGCUGCCUUUGGACCUUUUUAGCACGCACACGACCCGUCUAGGGCGUGGAGGCUGCCCCGAUGCGAGGCAUGAACCUAUAAGCAAUGGCACGCAAGAAGCAAGGCGGCGGCGCCGUCUUGGUCGGCGCGGCCGUCGUCGCAUUGUUCAUGAUAGUCGCGAACAGACAUCACGUCGACCCGGAGGCCGACGGCGCGCACCGCCUGCGGCGCCGGCCGGCGCCGACCACCGACGAAUGCCGCGGCCCCCGCGCGUUCCCGCAGUCACCUCAGCUGCCGUGGCGCCUGCACGACGCCUUCACGACGGACUGUGAGGUGGCGACCUUCGUGGCGCAGUACGAGCGCGGCUGCGCCGAGAUGACCGCCCUCGUAGCGAGUGUGGUGCCGGACGGUAAUAUCCAAUCGUGGCUCGACACGGCCCGCGCUCCUGAAGGAGGGUGCAAGGUCUGCGCCGUCCACGCCUUUGACGCCAACGAGGCGCCGAAGGUCGAGAAGGAGAAAAGGCGCGUCUUCGAGGCGUUGGGCGGCGCGACGAAAAAUAUAAGGUGCACCUUCGCCGACGGGACUUCAGUAAAAGCGUCGAGCGACGACGCCUUCCACGCCAAGAAGAGCACGCUCGUCUUCCGCUGUUCUAUACCUAAGCACCUUGGUUGUUCUCCAGAAGUUUCGAUUGAGGACACCGGACGGAACCAUGAGGCGGUGCGCGUCUGCCACACACCAAAAAUACCAAAGGUCGACGUCGCUCUUGUCGCUUGGACCUCGGCGUCGCCAUAUACUGAUAGGACGGGCAUGGUUUUUGACAACACGGACCGCGUCCUACGAAGGUGGCUGGCCUGGCACUGGAGUGUGGGCGUGCGCUACUUUCUCGUGUUCGAGAGCGGGGCGACCUGGGCCGAUCCGCACCAUAGUAAAUUGUGGCCGGCUAUCAAACCUUUCGUCGAAGCGAACGCCGCCUUACUAGUCCCGUGGGGCACGGACGCCUGCAAAGGCCCCCACGUGAAGAUCGAGGCGGGGCAAAGGGGAGGCAUCGGGCUGACAGACUUUUUUGGAAGGCCGUCCCAGUACGCGGCCCAGAACAGUGGAUUAUAUAGGCUCCGCGAGGUUGUGAAAUGGAUCGCAUUUCUUGAUAUUGAUGAGAUGCUACUACCAGAAAACGCGACGACCGUCGGAGAGGUGUUGAAGCACCAGAAAACAGGCGCCGCUGUCGCGGUGCCGCACGUGUUCUACGGACGGUGCCCCUCGUCUAACCAAAGAACGUGCGCCGGCAAGGCCGUUCCAUCUAGAAACAAGCUCGUGGUUAAUGAAAAUGCGGCCUACGUCUGGGACCACACUCUGAUAGUACCUCCACAAGGUUCGCGCGGCAUCCGAGCGUCGAAGCUGCGCCUCGCGCACUUGAGAGCGGACUACGCCUUCGACGCUUUUGACGUCGCGCGCUUCGGCACGCGGGGGUCAAAGGCCGAGGCGCGCGCCUAUUUGCAGAACGUGCUGCCUUAUAUAGAGGAGCCGUGCCCGGGUUCUGUAAAAUGCGAGGGCGGCUACGACGUCUGCUGGUGCCGGGACCUGGCGCUCGAAGGGCGGUUUCAUGCGUUCUUCAUGUCGUACCGCGCGUGGUACGCGGCGGAGGGGGACUGGGAAGUGUUGUGAUUUUAAGUUG